Messenger RNA from Sinocyclocheilus rhinocerous, 1925 nucleotides. RefSeq names its product max dimerization protein 1-like. Gene Ontology annotation, biological process: negative regulation of transcription by RNA polymerase II. Gene Ontology annotation, molecular function: RNA polymerase II cis-regulatory region sequence-specific DNA binding; DNA-binding transcription factor activity, RNA polymerase II-specific; protein dimerization activity. The transcript has 6 exons. Bases 999 to 1655 code for a protein of 218 amino acids. The record is from RefSeq and is a predicted model, not a curated record. NCBI's taxonomy places the organism in Eukaryota, Metazoa, Chordata, Actinopteri, Cypriniformes, Cyprinidae.
UGGCUCAACGACGUUAUGGUUACGCUAGCUGCGUGUUUUUUCUCCUAUUUUUUUUUACUCAUUUUUCCUCAGUUGCACACAGCCACAGCUUAGCAUAUGUUCAGCUCGAGCUGUUUAAUAAGUAGCCAGAUCGUCUGUCACGCUUGAAAUAUCGAAACCAGCGAUUGUUUGGACUUUUGGAGGCCGUGUGUUUUAUUUUAACGCAUUUUUUCAACGACCAAUCAAGAUUUUUUUCCUUUUUUUAAUACACAACACGAUUGCCUACCACCUCGCUGGACGGGCAUAUCAAAAUUUACGUUUUUUUUAUUAAAGAAGAAAGAAUUGGGGUUGAAUGCUGUUUGUUUUCCAGCCAGCACAGCAGCACCAAAGCUCAAAUUAUUAGCAAAAAUAUCACCAGCUGCUUUAAUAUACUUUUUUGUGUGACAAUCUGGCAACCCGCGCCCUCACAUCGAUCUGCCUGAGCUGUCAAUCCAGUAUUUUUGCCUAUUUUUUCCCCCAGAUGCUCUCUAGUUAACAGCGUUUGCUGUCAGUAUCAGAGCCUAAAAUUGACCAAGUGCAGAACUAAAGCUGUGAGCUCUUAUCUGUUUGACAGCUCAUCUAUAAAAGUCUUCAGACCUUCCUAUGCUUUCAGGAAGAGUUGCCAGAUUGUGCCAACCUGGAAGGGGUUUUGUCCAAAAUCUCGAUUAAUAUGAACAGGACUAGUUAACUAGUUACUUCUUGGCAGCUGAGGGACAUUUUUAAUUCGAUUUUAUCAAAACCAGCGUGUUUAGUUGUUUUUUUUUACAACCCGUUUUUUGUACACAUUUCUGGUUUUCUCAAAUAUCAACAAUCCCCACAUCUAAACACCUCCCUCGCUGCCUUAUGCAAGCAAUAUUUUGUAUAAAAUUCGCCUGCCUGGGUUUUUCUGGAGGAGGAAGAAGCGCUCUGCAGCGAAAGGCUGCUGCUUGUUUCUUUUCUGACACGGAUUGUCGUUUUUUAAUCGCUGUUUAUUGCUUAAAAUGACGGCUAUUGAGAAACUGCAGAUGUUAAUCGAAGCAGCUGAAUAUCUCGAUCGGAGAGAAAGAGAAGCGGAGCACGGCUAUGCCUCCAUGUUACCCUUCACCAGCAACAAAGAGAGGGAUGGCUUGAAGCGAAAAAUCAAAAGCAAGAAAAAUUGCAGCAGCAGGUCUACACACAAUGAGAUGGAGAAGAACAGGAGGGCACAUUUACGGCUGUGUUUGGAGCGCUUAAAAUCCCUUGUGCCCUUAGGACCAGACUCAAACCGGCACACAACCCUCAGCCUCCUCAUGAGGGCUAAGGAACACAUCAAGAGGUUGGAGGAUGGUGAGAGGAAGGCCCAGCACACUAUAGACCAGCUGCAGAGAGAACAGAGGCACCUGCACAGAUGCCUGGAGCAGCUCGGUGUGGAGCGCACACGAAUGGACAGCAUGGGCUCUUCAGACAAAUCUGACUCCGACCAAGAAGAGUUGGAUGUUGACGUGGAAGGAACAGACUAUCUUCUGGGAGACCUGGAGUGGAGCAUGAGCAGCGUGAGCGACUCGGACGAGCGGGGAAGUUUGCGCAGCAGCUGCAGCGAUGAAGGCUAUUCCAGUGCCAGUCUCCGUCGACUGGCCGACCCUCAGGACAAGAGCCCUGCGCUGACCUGCAGUCUAUAAGAGCUCAGACCCCCCUCAUCUCCUCCUGUACCUCCACACAGCUCCUCUAAUACUUGAACGCUGUUCAUCAGAUCAUGACAGCGUCAUGCUCCCAUCACGCCAUCCUGGAGAAAAACCCUUAAAGAGAAUGUGCACCGUUUCACACCCACUGCCUCCGUCUCACAGAACCGUCCCGAUGCACAUGACCUGUUUUGCUCUUACACGACCAGUCAUGUUUUUGAACAGUACGAUUUUUAAUGUUUUUUAAAGAAGUCUCUUCUGCUCACCAAG